GUCAAGUUUUGUUCGAUCAAACAAAUGAUUUCAUUCAACGAGAUUAUUUUAUCGGAAUUUUCGUUCACUUUACGGACGAAAAUCAAUUUAGACUUUGAAUCGGUUAACGAUUGGACAUUGAAUUUGAGUGUCAUCAAUGCAUAGAAUGUGUAUUUCGGGUUGGGCACAGUCAUCGUUUGAACGCGACACAACAACAUGUUCUUGCUGACAAAUUGAAGAACGUUCGUAUUUACUCAUCCCAUAUCAGCACACAAUUGUCGACAAUGUUUUCGAGUGUUAAAAACUUUCUAUCGCGUCACAAACGGAAGUUCAUUGUGACCGGUGUGGUAGUGGGCGGUGGAGUGUUGGCACUGCAAUAUGCUCAACGAAAAUUGCGCGAAUUCCAAGAGGCACAGACACGCGAAUUCAUACAGCGAACACGACGAUCGCAGCAUUUCGAAUCGACAGAACGUACCUGUAAUCAGGCCAUUAUGGGUGUUGCGCCGGCAUUAUGCGAUAAAAUUUUGAAACGACUGAACACCGACAUCAUACUACAACAGAUUCGUGAGUUGCCCGAAAAUAAAGUGGAGCUGUGGAACGAAUUGAAAGUGCAAGCCUUCACGCGACUGACUACAUUGGUUUAUGCCUGUUCCAUGCUCGUUGUGUCGUUGCGAAUUCAGUUGAACAUAUUGGGCGGAUAUUUGUACAAAGAUACCGUUGCUGACGGUCAAACUGAAUUGACCAAAGAGAAUCAGCAGAGAUACUUGUCGUUGAGUCAGCACCUUCUCGACGAAGGCGUGGAGAAAUUGAUCACCCUCAUCGAACGGAAAGUCCGCGAAGUGCUUGGCCAGUACGAGCUGAAACAGAAUCUCAGCCUCGCCGACACAGAACAGAUUUUUUGGUCCAUACAAAUGGCUGUGAAUAGCGAUGUACAAGAUCCGAACAGCACGCUCGGCAAGUACAUUCUGCAAGACGAACUGGACUAUCCCAACGAAACGGAACUGCUCACCAAAAUGUACACCGAAACGUUGGAUAUGCUUGAGAGCGACGAAUCGUCCAGCCUGAAUACGUACAACGUGAGCCGUGGAUUUUCAAUUGUGAUGGACAGCAUCGCCGACUACUACUAUGAACCGCUGAAAAAGACUGGUAUGGAUAUCGCCAACGAAAAUUCAAUAGCGUUGCCGAGUACAUCGAAAUCCGAUUUGAAUGUCGCCACAACCACAACAGCAACGACCAUGCCAAAUAUAAAUUCGGUUCAAUUGCCGUUGGCCAAAUUGAUACCGAUUGUGAACGGAUUGAGUGGAAAACCGUUUAGUGUUAAUGUUCGGCCAGCUAGCUUGUCUACGUCACUGGUGACGUUGUAUUUAGUGUCGGAUAAGGUUAAAAUUUUGGGCGCCAAUGUGUAUGAAGUAUUUUCUUGUUGAGGAGGACUGGUCGGCACGGCUAUUUGAUUUUUCCUUUUCUUUCUUUCAAUUUUUUUUUUUACUUUGUUUAUACUAUGCAGCUUAGCGACAUUCCUCGACUUUUGCUUUUGAUGAUGCCAAAACCGGGGGUUUUUGGUUGUAUGUUUGGUUUAGCAAUUUUUGUUCGUGGGGGCGAUAACAUGCGUAAUUUAUGUUUUUCUUAUUUUAAUUUACUUAAAUAGAGGGUGAGUUGAAUGGCAAAAUCGAUUAUUUGAAAACUGAAACUUUGUUAAUCACAGAUCAACAGUUUCACGAGAAUAAAAUGCAUUUUUUAUCACAA
This is a messenger RNA of Bradysia coprophila, 1722 nucleotides long. RefSeq names its product peroxisomal biogenesis factor 3 (gene Pex3). The record is from RefSeq and is a predicted model, not a curated record. Gene Ontology annotation, molecular function: protein-macromolecule adaptor activity. Gene Ontology annotation, biological process: protein import into peroxisome membrane. Gene Ontology annotation, cellular component: peroxisomal membrane. Lineage: Eukaryota; Metazoa; Arthropoda; Insecta; Diptera; Sciaridae.